AUGCGCCUGAUUCGAACAACUGCGCAGGUCAUUCUCCGUGCCUGGCCUCGGAACCGGAAGCAGAGCCCCAAGAACAGCGCGGCGGGUCACUUCGAGGGCUACGUGGAGCAUCCGGCAUUACAGUUCGACCAUGAUGCGGACGAGCAGGAGAGGUGGCGGCUUCGCCGCGGCGUGGUAGUUUUGGAGGAUGGAGGCAGUCAACUCCCGAGACCGACCUGGUCUUUCUUGGAAUCCUGCUUGCCGACCUGGAUGGAACAGAUCCUCCGGCGGCAGCAAGCGACGCCCACACCUUUGCAGGCAACGACAUGGCCUUUGCUAAGGACAAAUCGAGAUGUCGUCGUGACAGCGGAGCAUGGCUGUGGCAAGACUCUGGCCUAUGCGGUGCCGCUGUUGAUCCGUGCUGCAGCAUUGCGAGGCGCGACCCACGAGCUCUUCCACUGCCUAGACGAGCUGCCAUGGGAUGAGUGGCGCCAGCGGCCACCCGAUGGGGUGGUGCUUGUGCCGAGCAAAGAAGUGGCUGCCCAGGUACGUUCCUUCAUCGCUCCUUUUGCUGCCGUCGGCCGCGUUCUCGUUGCUGGAGGCAUGGAGGAUCCUAGCUCACAAGGCGAGGAGGACAAAGCACAGCAAAAGGAGGCGUCAAGAGCGGGCGUGCUGGUGCUUACACCCUGGCAGCUUGAGUACCAGUCGUGGGUGCUCGGCAAAGAUGAGGACCUGGAGGUUUUGAAGCAGGACCGCGCGGAAGCUUUUGGCAUAGCCGUGCUGUUCGUUGCAGAGUUCCAGCAUCCUCGUGCUUUUCUCUUGACUCGGGUUAUCGGGUUUCCUUGCAGCGACAGUUGUCUAGUAAGUUUCCUAGCUAGGAUGCUCGCCACUGCUUUUGCCGCACCCCGCUUGACGUGGGCAGCGCUGCCCACGAAGAGAGCGCCACCAGUUCGAGCUUCGGGCCUUCCGGGUCCAUCGUCCUCGACAUGGAGCACAGUUGUCGGAUGCGCCGUGGCUGGAGUUGUUGCACGCAAGGUUCGGACAGCAUGCUCUGCCAAACCGUCCUGGCAGCAGAGCAUGCUUCGCAUCAAAGAUCCGGAGAAGUCGCUCGACUUCUAUAAGAACAAGAUGGGAAUGCGGCUUCUGGACAAGCUCGAUUUCGAAAGUAUGGGUUUCUCCCUCUACUUCUUAGCCUCAGUCCCGGAGGGUGAGAAGACGCCGGAGCCGGGCUCCGUAGAGGCACAUCAGUAUCUCUGGACAUAUCCGGGUACCACCUUGGAGCUUACGCACAACUAUGGCACAGAAGCGGAGGAGGGCCCCAUCUACCAUCCUGGCAACCAGCCCAGGGAGGGGGACAGGCGUGACGGCUUCGGCCACGUGGCCUUCUCUGUGAACGAUGUCUACGAGACGAGCGCAGCCCUGGAGAAAACAGGAGUGAAAUUCCAGAAGAAGCCCGACGAAGGGAGAAUGAAGGGAUUGGCCUUUGCGUUGGAUCCAGAUGGCUACUGGGUCGAGCUGCUGAGGGGUGGAGCUCCUGGACGCCACACCCUCGCCCAGACAAUGCUGCGUGUCAAGGACCCCAAGAAAUCCCUGGACUUCUACACCAAGCACAUGGGGAUGACGCUGCUGGCGCAUCAGGACUACGAUGACUUUUCCUUAUACUAUCUGGGAACCGUGCCUGAGGGCGCCAAUGAGUUUCCGGAAGGCAGGCCAGUGCUGGAAUUAACGCACAACCACGGCACGGAAGAUGAGGCCGAAUUCUCGUACCUCAGUGGGAAUGAAGCGGACAGAAAGGGAUUCGGACAUGUCGGAUUCUUGGUCGACGACGUGUAUGAGACCUGCAAGGAGCUGGAAGCCGCGGGCUACGCGAUGCAGAAGGCCCCAGAUGGUGGAUCCAUGAAAGGCCUGGCCUUUGCCCGUGAUCCCGAUGGCUACUGGGUCGAGAUCAUCAAGCGGGGAGGGUACGACGCAGAAGCCACGCCGUAUUUUUUCGAGAAGGAUGUAUUGAUUGUGUUUGACGAUGCGGACGCCAUUGUGAAGGAUGGGGACGACGACGGUGCACAGGCAAGAACGAUCCUGGAGUUGCUGCCUAAGCGCAGACAGCUCGCGUUCUUCUCCGUGACCUGGCCGGCACGUGCUGACCAGAUGGCAGGGAGGCACCUGCGAGCCGACACGGUCAUCAUACAUGCGGCCUUCGAGUGCUUGCAGAAUGCUGAGAGUCACUGCCUGGAGUCCAGGUUCGUGAGGCAGCACUUCAAGGUUCUUCACCCGCUUGCCAACCUGCUUUGUCUGCCUGGAGCGUGCCAUGUUCAAGAUUGGGCAAUGGGAUGUUUCAGCCGAGGCCAGACAUUGCCGGCACUAGAGCUGGACCAGCAUGAGCAUCAGGCUGAUGCCGCCAAAGCGCCAGCCGAGCAGCCAGCGUUAGUGCCGCCGUCCGUGGACGUCCAGGAGGAGCCGCCCAGGCGCUCGAAACGUGAGCGCGAUGGGACACAGAAGCAGGAGGACCUCCUGCGACAGAUCAGGUGGAAGGCCGAGCGCAUCGGCAAUAAGAUCGUUCAUCAAGGAGAGUACUAA
Messenger RNA from Symbiodinium sp. CCMP2592, 2553 nucleotides. The record is from the annotation of a GenBank genome assembly. NCBI's taxonomy places the organism in Eukaryota, Dinophyceae, Suessiales, Symbiodiniaceae.